CAUUAUUUACUCAUAUUUAUAUAAAGUUGGUUUGUUACGUAAUAAACAUAAUCACGUGAUAUACGCUGCAGCUUCGAUGCAUUAUGACAUCAUAAUACACUCCGGAUGUGACGUAACAUAGCAGCGUUCGUUUUCACUCCCGGGUUGUUUCUCUUUUAUCCUCCUGGAGGGAGGAGUGGGAGAAUCUUUGUUUCUUAAUUAUAAUUUGCAGGAAGUUAGCAAAAUGGCCGAACAAAUGGAAAAAACGAAACGAAUGCGAUCUUAUGUUUUAAAAGAAAUAUUAAAAACUGAGCAAGAUUAUGUGGAAACUCUCAAAUUCUUGUGUUCGGUAUUCAUGGAACGCCUACAGAAUCGCGAAGACGACGAAAACGAUAAACUAAUUCCACAAGGAUCGGUGUUAUUGUUGUUGUCGAAUGUUGAAGAUUUGUAUAAAUUUCAUCGAGAAUUACUUACGACAAUGGAAGAAGCGUUAAACCCGGAAGUGACGUAUGAUAAGAAGAUUGGAGCCGCAUUCCUUAAAUAUAAAAGCAGCUUCGAGGUUUACGCUCCAUAUUGUUCCAACCACGAGAGGGCGCAAAAGAAGUUGAACGAAUUGACAGAAAAUCCAGAAUUCCAAGGAUUCAUUCUCGGUUGUUUGUUGCUAGGCAACUAUGUUAAUGAUGUUUCUAUGGAAGGAUUUUUGCUUACCCCAAUCCAGAGGAUCUGUAAAUACCCCUUGUUGUUGCGGGAGUUGUUCAAGAAGACGCCUCCCGACCACCCGGAUUACCCACACGUUGAACAAGCCUUGAAUUUAAUGAAGGAGGUUUGUUCGAAUGUAAACGAAACAAAACGACAACUUGAACAACUCGAAAAACUUGAAGAUCUUCAAUCAACUAUUGCUAGUUGGGAGGGAGCAAACUUAACGGACACUUGCACGAGGUUAAUCAAACAAGGGUCUCUCAUCAAAAUUUCGGCCGGAAAUAUUCAAGAACGUCAAUUCUUCUUAUUUGAUCAUUUGCUGGUUUACGCUAAAAAGAUAAAUGCUCUUCCAAGAUUGGAUACGAGCAAGACCGGAACUUUGCAACGAACAAAGAAAUUAAAACGCAAGAAAUCCUCGAUGGACCAACGGAAGUGGAUUUUUAAAGGAAGGAUUUCAACGGAGUUGAUGGAGAUUGAAAACUUGGAUGAUGGAACUUCCGACUUCCACUGCGGUGGCUACACGGUGAACAACGGGUGGAAAGUAUUGAACGCAGCAAAGAACAAAUGGUUUGUGUUGUUGGCAAAAGAUAAAGAAGAAAAAGAAGCGUGGCUGAAUGAAUUUGUGCUCGAACGGGAGAAACGGAAAAGCAAAGUGAGCAUGGACCAGCGUGACAGCAUAGACGUAAUACACGGACGUGGGCGUAGAAUUUAUUACAAACUAACCCAUCAGGGGUUGAUUAAAGAUCGUAAAUCUAAGAUGCGGACUCACCCAAAGUCUCUGCUUGGAAAUGAGUUGGUCCAAUGGUUAGUCGACAACAAAGAAGCAAUGAGCGCCGAUGAAGCGGUGAUGUUGGGUCAAGCGCUGUUGGAUUGCGGGAUUAUUCAUCACGUGCAAGACCGUCACCAUUUUCGUAACGAAGCGAUUUUGUUUCGGUUUCGAUACGACGACGGAACGUUUAAACCUCGCGGAGAAAGUCAGGACUUGGUUGCGAAAGGGUUGCGAAUUUACUGCAGGGUGCAUGCCAUGUUUCAACCUAUUGUCAGGGAUAAAGAUCGCAACUUCCGAAGUUAUAAACAAGUAAUUGAGGCACGCAAAUUAAUCGAUUGGUUGUUGGACCAAGGGGAUUGCCAAAGUCGCGAGGAAACUUGUAAUCUUGGACAAAGUUUGUGUGAGAAUGGGAUU
Messenger RNA from Ciona intestinalis (vase tunicate), 1861 nucleotides. The record is from RefSeq and is a predicted model, not a curated record. Lineage: Eukaryota; Metazoa; Chordata; Ascidiacea; Phlebobranchia; Cionidae.